This is a messenger RNA of Aureobasidium namibiae CBS 147.97, 1119 nucleotides long. RefSeq lists its product as uncharacterized. The record is from RefSeq and is a predicted model, not a curated record. Lineage: Eukaryota; Fungi; Ascomycota; Dothideomycetes; Dothideales; Saccotheciaceae. The transcript has a single exon. Bases 1 to 1119 code for a protein of 372 amino acids.
AUGUCCAACAGCCCUACACAAUCUGCCGCCCAGCGCAAUACGAGGCCGCCGCGUACUCGCAAUGUCAACGUCAACAACGACACUCAGAACACCCAGUCCGACUCCGGUCUUCCCUCUCAAGCUACGACCCCAAGGCCCAAAAAGACCAGGCCUAGAAUGAACGACAACCGUGCCGCGUCAAACAGCGAUGUACCCAAGUCAACAAAUCCUCGUUCCAAGGCUCCGCACAAGUCGCAGUCACCGACCGCUACACCUGCGAAACCCGCUGCCUAUGCAGGUCCGACCUUCCACGCUUCUCCCGCCGCUUCAAACCUGCCAAUGCCCAAGUUUGCUUCCAAGUCGGUACCUCCUGUCACAACUGCCAAUUCUAUGCAAGCAAAGCUCGACGCAGAGUCCACAAAGCUCAAUGCACCUUCGCCGUCUUUCGACAAUGUUGCUCCGCAACAAAUCUCCAGAGAACGAUCGCCGCUUGACAUCUUCUUCAACGCUGACAGGCAAGAGAGAGCCGUCAAGAGUUCACCUUUAGCCCAGAGACGCACUACCCCGCCUGAAGCAAAGGGCAUGUUCAACUUGGACAUUGACACCUCUAGCAGCCCUGCUGCCAAUCGAAACCAGGCAGAGGUCGACAGACAGGCCUACACGCAGUCGCUGAAGAACUUUUUGAACCUGCAGCCCUCGACUACUUCGCCUGCCCAGCCUCGCGCUCAGCCAAACCCUGCCUUUCAGACGCCCCAACAACAGCGUACUCUUGACGCCGACCCUUCGUUGCACUAUGGCAACCGCAGUCUGACCCCACUGUUCCACGCUGCCCGAACACCUGGUUCGCCUCAGACCACCGCAAACUAUACUCCCAAGCGCGAGCCUUCGGGUCAUGCACAGCAACCUUUCGAUCCUCGUGCAUAUCUCGAAUCUCAGUCGCCUUUUAUUUCACGUCCUCAACAUGCUACAGCUUCGCCGCAGCAGCAUCAUUAUCAGCCUCAGCCUUACCACAGUCCUGCGCAGAAUAUUGGGGUCCAUCGACCACAGCCACCUCCACCUCAGCGUCCAACAGAACCUGAUCGUUCGCCUGAUGUCAAAGGCAUGGAAGCCAAGCUCAAGGGCAUGCUGAAACUCACCUGA